GGGGAGGCGGCCGAGCGCGAGGCUGCGGAGCCCGUCGCCUCUGCUCCGCCCCUCUACCCCCUCCGCCCCCUCCGUCGCGGGUGCCGCCAAGGCCCUGAGGGAGGGAGUCGCGUCCCCGCUGGCCGCGCGGCCAGUCCCACCCUCGGUCUCGCCGCGUGAGGAGCCGCCCAGCGGAGCUCUGCGCGGGGACUCGAGCCGCGGCCGCCCCUCUGCAGGUGCCUGUGAGGAGGCUCCCGGCCGCAGCCACGUCCAGAGCCCUCCGGCCACGCACUCUCUCCCCGCGCUCCUGGGGGGCGGCCCGGCUGCCGGAGGCCGCCGCGGGGCCCGGCCUCAGCAUGAACCGCAGCCACCGGCACGGGGCGGGCAGCGGCUGCCUGGGCACCAUGGAGGUGAAGAGCAAGUUUGGAGCUGAAUUUCGUCGUUUUUCACUGGAAAGAUCAAAACCGGGAAAAUUUGAGGAGUUUUACGGAUUACUGCAACAUGUUCAUAAGAUCCCAAAUGUUGAUGUUUUAGUAGGCUACGCAGACAUCCAUGGAGACUUACUACCUAUAAAUAACGAUGAUAAUUAUCACAAAGCUGUUUCAACGGCCAAUCCACUGCUUAGGAUUUUUAUACAAAAAAAAGAAGAAGCAGACUACAGUGCCUUUGGUACAGACACACUAACAAAGAAGAAGAAUGUUUUAACCAAUGUAUUGCGUCCUGACAACCACAGGAAAAAGCCUCAUAUAGUCAUUAGUAUGCCCCAAGACUUCAGACCUGUGUCUUCCAUUAUAGACGUGGAUAUUCUCCCAGAAACGCAUCGUAGGGUCCGUCUGUACAAAUACGGCACUGAGAAACCCUUAGGAUUCUACAUCCGGGAUGGCUCCAGUGUCAGGGUCACGCCACAUGGCUUAGAGAAGGUCCCAGGGAUCUUUAUAUCCAGACUUGUCCCGGGAGGUCUGGCUCAAAGCACAGGACUGUUAGCCGUUAAUGAUGAAGUUUUAGAAGUUAACGGCAUAGAAGUUUCAGGGAAGAGUCUGGAUCAAGUAACGGAUAUGAUGAUUGCAAACAGCCGCAACCUCAUCAUAACAGUGAGACCAGCAAACCAGAGGAACAAUGUCGUUAGGAACAGUCGGACCUCCGGGAGCUCCGGCCAGUCUACUGAUAACAGCCUUCUCGGCUGUCCACAGCAGAUGGAACCCAGCUUUGAGCCAGAGGAUGAAGACAGUGAUGAAGAUGACAUUGUUAUUGAAGAUAAUGGAGUGCCACAGCAGAUUCCCAAAGCUGUUCCUAACACGGAGAGCUUAGAAUCAUUAACACAAAUGGAACUCAAUUUGGAGUCUGGACAGAAUGGUUUUAUUCCUUCUAAUGAAGUGAGCUUAACACCGGCAGCAAGUGGCACAAACACUGAAUUUGAAACGCGUGUUCCAAAUCAAAAACUCUUAGAAGAAGAUGGAACAAUCAUAACACUAUGAAACCACUAUCUGACUGUUUUCUGAGUGAAGAUGCCAUGGGAACCUAUACAUUCCGCUAGUUUAAAGCAUAUAUACCUCUGAACCAGUGACCUGGAAUGGGCAUGAGAAAAAAUGAUAUUGCAAGCUCAAAAUGUUAUUAAAAUAGUAGUUUGAUAAUUGCUAAUAUAAACUUUGGUGGGUCAGAGGUGAAUUUAAAUCUAAAACAAAAGGGGCCUUUGCUAAUGCGAUUAUGUGCUUUUGCUGUUUUGUCUACAGAUAACUGGAUGUUAGAGCACAUUCUAGAACUGUGUGAGAGGACUAGAUAAUUUCCGUUUGAAGUGGUUGCAUAUUUAACCUGCUGUGCAGAGCCCAGUUAAUUUUUCCUUUGUAUUUUUAAAAAUUCUAAUGUGAAAAAGUCUCAUUCUAACUUUUGGUACCUUGGGGACCUCAGCUCCUAUGUUCUCUGUAUUUUAUUUUGAUAUUUUAAUGUUCCUCUGUUGUGAAUUGUAACAGGCAAUGUUUCCAAGUGCUUUUUUUCCUAAUUUCUAAGAAAUCAAACUGAUUGUCUAUUUUUAGGAGUUGCUUCCUAUGUUAUAAGGCAUCAAAACUAUGUUCCUGAAUUAAGAAACUCUACCAGUUGUUCAGGUGCCUGCCUGUCCUUCCUAUAGUUUUCAUUCUCACAAACGCAUUCCAUGUGGGUGUAACUUACCCUGGAAAUGGCAAUGCCGCUGACUCUGGGCAUUGGGAGACUCUCCCUUAACCUCAACCUCUUCACCUCUUCUCACCCUCAUUCCUAAUCUCAUUGGAAAUUAUCCUUUUCUUGUGUGUGUUGUUGGUGUGCUUUUAUACCCUUUUAAUGUAUUCGAGAAGUGCAAAUCAUUUUGGAUUUUAAAAAAUGCACCCAAAUUCAGAGAUUUUUUACACACAGGACAAACUUGUGCACUUUUUAUAUGAACAACUUGGGUUUUCCUUCAUGGGAUUUCUAGGAACACUGCCUACACUUUAUGAAAAUUAUAUAGUAUUCACCUUUGACAGGUAGACUUUAUCACUAUUGAUUUUAUGAAGCUAUUUAUUACUUUCUAAUGCAUCCACUUAGAACAAGUUAAGUGUAAGGCUGCUAACUUCCAUUCCUUGCCUGAUUUCACUAUACAACGUGCACAAACACUACAGAAUGCUUGUAUAUAGAAACAAAGAAUAGUAUGAAAUACAUAAGUUCCCUGUGGCUUAUGGAUAUUACUGUCAGAGUUAUUUAUUGAUUAAUUUUAUGGUAGGGCUAGUAUGGAUACCUAUAACAAUUGUGUGCUAUUAAAACAAUGAAGAAUCAGAUGACUCCGUUUUGAAGGAUAUUUUCUCUAUAUGGUCAAAAUAUAUGAAGAAGUAAAGUCUUGAUUAAAUGAAGAUCACUUGACUCAGAAUACUUAAAUGUAUUUUGUUCACAUUACCACUAAACAUAUUGUCACUAAACUGUUAAUUGCACAAAUAUUAUGUAAUACAAUGUACUUUUUGUUGAAUUCACCGAAGUUCUUCCACUUACAUACCACUGUUUUAUAAUAGCAUUCCAGCUUUAACAUUCUGUGAGUUAUACAUUUGACUCUUGAAUGACAAAACAAUGAUAAUAUGUAUAAGGUUAAAUUUCAUUUAUAAGCGGUGCAGGGGUUCAACAUUUUAAGUAAAAAUACUUUCACACACUACCUCUCUCUCUCUUUUUUUUUUAACAAAGUUUUAACAUCAGAACUUUUCUUGUUGGGGGGAAUACUUCAGGGCUUGACUUUUUGUACAAAUUUUAACGACUUGUAUGUCUUCAUGAAAAUGGAAGUCAAAGCUUCUAAUGCUUCUUAUUUUAAUUAUCCUGCUAAAGAUACAUGUCAGUGGUGUCUUCAGCUAGAUCUCACUUAAAUUAUCGGUAAAAUAAUUGAUUACUAGAUGUAUUGUAAAACCAAUAGAUCUUGGUUAUACAAUAAAAUGUGGAUUCAUUGGUUGUCUGAAUCAGUUAUUUCAAGUGUAUCAUCGUUAACAAAAGUAUCAGUGGAUGCUGCAUAAAAUUUCCUAGUACUAAGUGUCAAGCCUAACUGUGAAUUUUGUUCUCUAUCUUUAAGUAAAUUUAUGCUAAUGUUCUCAUGUGCUAUCAACAAAAUGUAUGUACUUUUGUGAACUAUGAAUUUUCUAAUUAAAUUUUACAUAUGACAACAUGAUUUGUACAUGGAUGACACUGUUUAAACUAUCAAAUGUCAGUAUUUUACUACAAUUUUAUUAUAAAAUGUACAUUAUCAUUAACUGAACUUUGAUUUUAAAAUCAAAUUGGCUUUAGUUGUAUAUUAUUUUUUACAAAUAAAGAUAGACUUGUAUAAAGGCUA
Eptesicus fuscus (big brown bat) is the source of this 3787-nucleotide messenger RNA. It is a transcript of the gene PARD6B, whose product is annotated as par-6 family cell polarity regulator beta. Gene Ontology annotation, molecular function: protein kinase C binding. The transcript is spliced from 3 exons. Gene Ontology annotation, cellular component: cell cortex; apical plasma membrane; nucleus. Gene Ontology annotation, biological process: regulation of cellular localization; establishment or maintenance of cell polarity; centrosome cycle. NCBI's taxonomy places the organism in Eukaryota, Metazoa, Chordata, Mammalia, Chiroptera, Vespertilionidae. The record is from RefSeq and is a predicted model, not a curated record. Bases 336 to 1454 code for a protein of 372 amino acids.